AGGCCAAACAGAGUGGUCAGUCUGUUUUCAUAGUUAAUUUAUUUUUCUAAUUUUUUCAUUUUGCAUGAUGAUGGGAAUGGAUUUUCAUGAGCUCAUCGUUGCAGCAGUGAGUCUCAUAGGCUUCAUAUCGCUUUAUAAACCCAUCCUGAGGUUUUUCAGGGGGGUAUGGAUCAUUUUCUUGAGACCCCCAAAGAAUCUCAAGGACUAUGGUUCAUGGGCAAUCAUCACUGGCUCCACCGAUGGAAUCGGCAAAGCCUUUGCCUUUGAGUUAGCAUCAAAGGGUCUUAACCUGGUCUUGGUUGGUCGAAACCCUUCGAAACUAGAAGCUACAUCAAAUGAGAUACACAAAAGAUUCAAUAAUAACAAAGUUGAGAUCAAAAGUCUGGUUAUCGACUUUGAAAAAUCUAGUGGGGAGGAGAUAUGUGAGGUGAUGGAGGACGGUAUUGAAGGUUUAGACGUUGGAAUUCUGAUAAAUAACGCUGGAGUUGCGUUCCCUUAUGCAAGAUUCUUCCAUGAAAUUGACUUAGAGUUGAUGAACAGUGUUCUAAAGGUGAACAUAGAUGGAUCAACCUGGAUAACCAAGUCUGCACUUCCCAGUAUGCUGAAGAAGAAAAAGGGAGCCAUAGUUAAUAUCGGCUCCGGUUCCUCCGUUUGUCUCCCUUCAUACCCUUUGUUUUCCAUUUAUGCUGCCGCCAAAGCGUAUAUUGCAAUGUUCUCCAGAAGCAUUUAUCUAGAAUACAAGAAACAAGGAAUUGAUGUUCAGUGCCAGAUUCCGCUAUUUGUUGCAACGAAGAUGACGAAGUUCAAGAGAUCUUCCUUGUUCAUUCCGUCGGCAGAAACAUAUAGUAAAGCAAGCAUGAAAUGGAUCGGCUACGAUCAUCUUUGUUUGCCGUAUUGGCCUCAUUCAUUGCAGUGGUUCUUAUUGUAUGCACUGGUCCCCGAUGCGUUACUGAAUCGGUGGAUUUUUCGAUAUUUUCGUGGAAUGCGCAAUAGAGGACAACAAAAAGACUCCGUCAAAUUCAAUCACCAUCAUAAUGAAUGAUAGUCCUAAUCCUAUCCCCUUCAGGAAGUAGGUAAAAAUCUCGUAAUAAGCACUUGAAUUUAUCCAUCUGUAACUGAAAGUUGAUAUUGUUUUCAGUGGAGAUAAUUACAUAUUCCUCGUCUUAUCUUUCAAUAACA
Molecule: messenger RNA, 1179 nt
Organism: Pistacia vera
Lineage: Eukaryota; Viridiplantae; Streptophyta; Magnoliopsida; Sapindales; Anacardiaceae
Product: very-long-chain 3-oxoacyl-CoA reductase 1-like
Exons: 3
Coding region: 65-1042 (325 amino acids)
Cellular component (GO): endoplasmic reticulum
Molecular function (GO): ketoreductase activity
Source: RefSeq, a predicted model, not a curated record